AUAAGGUCAAAUAUAGAUAGUAUAUAAGACUAUGACAAUCUCAAACGUAUUCAACGUGUGUUAGAUCUCAUCAUGAAGCUGUUACUCCUCUGUUUGGCCGUGGCUUAUGUCGCUGGUCAGGUCCCAUUACCAUGUGUUUCACCUCGACAGUUUGAAGGUCGAUUUAUGAGGUUCGACAGGGAAAGACAACUUCAGGAGUAUGCCAAAAUCAGUUAUGAUGAAGAUCAGAGACGAGUUCGAGAAAUCGAGGAGAGAGAAGAAGGAUCAGAAAGAGAAUACUUUGAUAAACUUUACCUCCAUAAUAUCGGUCUUGAAUAUCGUUUUAAUCUGAAAACACGUCAAUGUAACGCCACAGCUAUUUCUCGUUCCUUUACUCCAUUCGGUGUUCCAAAUGGUGCCAACUUUUCAGGAAUCGGUGUGUUGGGUGUUUCUGGAAUACCUAAUGAACACGUUAACGUCGAAUUCUUCGAAGGAAGAUAUGAAAACAAUCCUUACUUCAUUGCUGUAACACAACCAGGAUGCUUCCCUGUUCAGUUCGGUUAUUACAGUGAACAAACUGGUUACGAUCAUAGAACUUUUAUUGAUGUUACUCUUGGUGUACCAGAUCCUAACGUUUUCAUCCCACCAAAGGAAUGUAUAGGAUAGAAAAGCUGUAUUAACUAGAAUAAAAAUAAUACAUUAAUUAAACUAUCUGUUAUAUUUCG
Molecule: messenger RNA, 704 nt
Organism: Patella vulgata (common limpet)
Lineage: Eukaryota; Metazoa; Mollusca; Gastropoda; Patellidae
Product: mammalian ependymin-related protein 1
Exons: 6
Coding region: 73-645 (190 amino acids)
Biological process (GO): cell-matrix adhesion
Cellular component (GO): lysosome; extracellular region
Molecular function (GO): calcium ion binding
Source: RefSeq, a predicted model, not a curated record